AAGGCACAAAAUGGGAAGAUGGGUCAUAGAUUUCCGAUGACAAUAAUGGCAUGAACGGAAUACUAUAGGUUAUAUAUCAUAGCGUGCAUGAUGGACAAGAUAAGUCUGGUAGCAUUUGCGACUUUUCUGAUCGUCCACGUUUUGAUUAUUGUGAGCAUCGCUACACCUGACUGGAUUGUGUCUGACAUUGGAGGGAGCAUCCGCCUGGGUUUGCUGUGGUCGUGCCAGACGACGCGCGGCCGGCCCGAGGUCUGCUUCGUUCCGCGCCUCUGCGCCGAGUGGCUGGUGGCGCUGGUCUGCCUGCUGUGCAGCUGCCUCUGCGUCUCCAGCACGCUGCUGACGCUGGUGCUGGGCCACUGGAGCAGCCAGUUCCAGCUGGCCGCCCGCUGGCUGGGCUUCGCCGCCGUGAUUUUUCUCUGUCUGGCUGCGGUGAUCCUGCCGGCGGGCUUCCAUAUGGCCGAGAUCGGCGCGUGGCCCUACCAGCUGCCGCCCAGCUACACGGUCGGCGUCUCCUACAUCCUCUUCAUCGUGUCGAUCUUCGUGACGGGCAUAGCCGAACUGUGUGCCAGCAGACUUUGUCUCUCGCACCGGUGAAUGGACGGCUUUGUUCUGUGGCGUCGAUAUGGACGCAGGGUGACCUGUGCCCUGUGGCGUCGAUAUGGAC
Molecule: messenger RNA, 664 nt
Organism: Pollicipes pollicipes
Lineage: Eukaryota; Metazoa; Arthropoda; Thecostraca; Pollicipedomorpha; Pollicipedidae
Biological process (GO): negative regulation of smoothened signaling pathway
Cellular component (GO): ciliary membrane; Golgi apparatus
Source: RefSeq, a predicted model, not a curated record